Molecule: messenger RNA, 6416 nt
Organism: Dalotia coriaria
Lineage: Eukaryota; Metazoa; Arthropoda; Insecta; Coleoptera; Staphylinidae
Product: homeotic protein female sterile-like
Exons: 13
Coding region: 508-5010 (1500 amino acids)
Biological process (GO): chromatin remodeling; regulation of DNA-templated transcription
Cellular component (GO): nucleus; chromatin
Source: RefSeq, a predicted model, not a curated record
UGACCUUAGCGCGCGCGAGCGAAUCCAUAUAUCGGAAAAGACGGGCGGACGAAAUCCGCGCGCAUCCCUUUGGAAAAUCGGCGAUCAUCGCGCGGCGCGGCUCGAAAGUGGUCGGCAGCGCGUCGCGGCGCUCGUUCCGCACGAUAUCGCCGCGAGAAACGGCGCCGAUCCGCCGGGAUGCGGCCGCCUCGCGUGCCGAGGUGACGCCAAGUGGGUGUAUACGCGGCGGCCAUCAUGGCAGUAUGCGUCAAGCUUGGCAAGCGGGUCCGUAGUGAGUGCUGUGCGUGCCGUGUCGCUCUGGAUUUUUCGCGAUUUUUUACUGGAUAACUCGCCGAGAUGUGCAGGUUGAGCAUGAAGUUUUAGAACUUUUGUUGAAAAUAUAAUGUCCCUCGAGGGAUGCAUAGAGUGGCCAUUCUGCACCCAAGCCAGCUGACUGACAAGCUCAGGUUGUCUCCUCCUGCAAUCUUCUGUUUGUUGUAGCACAGUAGAGGCUAACACAGCGUCGAAAUGCAACAAGUCGAAACGCCGACUCAAAACAGUACGAACGGUGGCAAGAUGGGUGACGCCGCGCUGAAGGAAAAAGAAGCGCCGCCGCGCAUUGACGAGCCGGUAGAGCCGGUGAACGGCGUCGUGCAGCCGAAGGUGGUGCCGCCGGUGGCGCGCCCCGGCCGCGUCACCAAUCAGCUACAGUUUCUGCAGAAGACGGUGCUGAAAGCGGUGUGGAAGCACCACUUUGCGUGGCCGUUUCACAUGCCCGUCGACGCGAAGAAGCUCAACCUGCCUGACUACCACAAGAUUAUCAAACAGCCGAUGGAUCUCGGUACGAUUAAGAAGCGCCUCGAGAAUAACUACUAUUGGUCAGGUCGUGAGUGUAUCCAAGACUUUAACACCAUGUUCACCAACUGCUACGUGUAUAAUAAGCCCGGCGAGGAUGUGGUGGUGAUGGCGCAGACGCUCGAGAAGGUGUUUCUCACCAAGGUGGCCGAGAUGCCCAAGGAGGAGUUCCCGGUGGAUCCGCCGACGAAAGGCGGCAAACCUGGUAAGAAGCGGUCGAUGUCUAGUGUGCCCGGCACUCCUUUGGGUGCCGGUGGUGGCGGCGGCGGUGGAGGAGUUGGUGGUCUGCAAGCGAAUGUGGUUGGACGAGGUCGGCCUGCGACGGUGUCUUCCACGGUCACGACGCCGGUGAACGCCGGGCUUCCGCUUGGCACGCAAGCACCGAUUACAGUUCCGGGCAGUACGGCGACGACGACCAUUGCGCCCGUACAACCGCCGCCAGUACAGCAACAGCAACAACAACAGCAAGCACCCGCGCAAAUUCAAGUGCCCCCACAGCUGCCGACGAUGCCACAGCAGAUGGCGCCGAGUGGGUACCAUCUGGGGCAGCCGAUGGCGGCGGCCGCAGCAGCACUGGAACAGGCCGGAAUGGCGGUGGCAGGCGCGAUGGGUGGCGCAGUACUACCGCCGGCUCCGCCUGCGAAAGUAAAAAAGGGCGUGAAAAGAAAGGCGGACACGACGACACCGGGCGCCUCUGUUUUCGACUACAAUGCUUCACUCGAAAGCAAGUCGGCGAAGAUCUCCACGCGACGCGAGUCCGGCAGGCAGAUUAAGAAACCACUGCGGCCUGAAUUGGACGGUCUGGUGCCGUAUGCGCAGCCGAAUAUCUCGCCGAUGAUUAUGCCCGGCGCGAUGCAGCACUCAGCGGCGCAUAAAAACAAGGAUAAACUCACGGAGGCGCUGAAGAGCUGCAAUGAGAUACUCAAGGAGCUGUUUUCGAAAAAGCACUCGAGUUAUGCGUGGCCAUUCUACAAACCUGUCGAUGCUGAACUGCUGGGUCUGCAUGACUACCACGACAUUAUCAAGAAGCCAAUGGAUUUGGGCACCGUUAAGCAGAAGAUGGACGCGCGGGAGUACCGCACCACGCAGGAGUUUGCCGGCGACGUGCGGCUGAUAUUCACAAAUUGCUACAAGUACAACCCGUCGGACCACGAUGUGGUGGCGAUGGCACGCAAACUGCAGGAUGUCUUCGAGAUGAAGUACGCCAAGAUCCCCGACGAGCCGAUGAAUCGUGUCGGUGCUAUGCCCCGUUCAGAUUCAAGUUCAUCCGGCAGCAGUUCGGAGUCUUCAAGUGAAACCGACGAUUCCGAAGAGGAGCGCCGCAAUAAGCAGCUGAAGAUGCUCGAAAAGGAGCUGAUUGCCAUGCAGGAGAAGAUGCGCAAGCUGGUCGAGGAGUCUGGCAAGAAAAAGAAGGAGAAGAAGCCGAAGGCGACCAAGGACAAGGCCGGUAAGAAGAUGGUCGCGAAUAGCAAUGCGGCAGGUGGCGGCGGUGGCGGAGGCGCUGUUCUAGGCGCCGGCAGCGGAGCACCAGGCGCGGGCGUAGGAGGCGGAGGAGCGGGUUUGGGUAAGCCGGGUGCGCACGGGGCGCAUCAUGCCAAGUCUGCAUCCCACCACCAUCACCAUCACUCGCUGCAUUUCGCCGACAGCGUUGACGACAGCAUCGCCAGCGUGGUGUCCGGUGCGGAUCUCAAGCUGCUGGGCCACCACGUCGACAAGUACCACCACACGAUGGCGGCUGCCGGCAACGCUGCAGCAGCUGCAGCGGCUAAAACACCCAAGAGUAAAGGCGUGCGGGGACCAAAGCCGGGAGGCGCGCAAGCCGGUGCGCCGAAUUCGGUGGCGAAGCGGCCGAAGGCGAACAACAAAACGGGCGGCGCCGGUCGCAAAAAGUCGGCGGCCGUUGUGCCUGCCAUGCCGUUUGACUCGGAGGAUGAAGAUAAUGCGCGACCAAUGUCCUACGAUGAGAAGCGACAGCUUUCACUGGACAUUAACAAACUACCCGGCGAUAAAUUGGGCCGUGUGGUGCAUAUAAUUCAAUCACGUGAGCCAAGCUUGCGCGAUUCCAACCCCGACGAGAUCGAGAUCGACUUUGAGACGCUGAAGCCAUCGACGCUGCGCGAGCUGGAGUCAUAUGUCGCCUCGUGCCUGCGCAAAAAGCCACGUAAGCCCUACUACAAAAAGAUGCCCGGCAAGUCGAAAGACGAACAGAUCGCCGAGAAGAAACAGGAAUUGGAGAAAAGACUGUCCGACGUCAACGACAAAAUCGGCAAUACCACUAAAAAAGGUCCCAAGAAAGAUGAGAAAGUUGAUCCGACGGGAGCUGGCGGCGGUCCAAGUGGCCGCCUCUCGUCCAGUUCGAGCAGUUCCGAUUCGGACAGCAGCAGUUCAAGCCUGUCGAGCAGUUCGAGCGAUUCCAGCGACAGUGAAGCAGGUGGCACAGGAGGCGGGGCUGGCCGACCACCAAAGAAAAAGAACAAAAAGUCACCGAAUCCGUCGCACCCGCCAACCGCGCACGCCCACCAACAUCCGCCAGUCACACAAGCGCAACAGCAGCAACCACCACCCACACAUGCACCUCCACCACAACAACAACCACAGCAGCAGCAGCAGCAACAACAACAACAGAAUAAUGCGAAACACAAUGCGCAACAACAACAACAACAGCUCACACAAAUGGAACAGCACCACCAACACCUGCGGCAGAUGGUCAAUGCCCAUGAGCAGCAGGCGGCUGCCAAUGCAGCCGCUGCCGCCAUGUUGGGUAAUCAUAUUGUUAACAACAAUAAGGCGCGCGUGGUGCCGCACGGCGGCAAGGGCGGAUUGAUGUCUUCGAGCGCGGCACUUGCGCCACAACAUCAGCUUACCAAGCAGCCGAUUGGCGCUCCUCUACCUACGCCAUCGCCUGAUAAACCGAAGCCAAAUCAAUUGGCGGCAUCGGUCGUGUCGCCACUAAACGCGCAGGCUCAUUUCACAGAUCCGCUGGAGCAGUCGCUCGCCAGUCUCGAGCACGACAUCAAGGUGGAGCCGUUGGAGGCCAUGGGCGGGUCGCAGCAGAUGCAGAUGCAACAGAUGCUCGGGCUUAGUCCGGCUAUGCUUGUUGCGCAGGCAGCGCACAUGCAACAGUCGGAUAUGAAGCCCGGAUUGGCUGGGUUGGUUGGUAUGAUGGCGGGUAUGCAUGAUCAUCAUCAGCCGCAUGAUCUACCUGCCCUCCUGCAACAACAACAGCAGCAGCAACAACACGCUCCGCCUACUAGUGUGCCGCAAACCCAACACAACACACAAACUGCGCAACACUCCAAUAAUAAUGGUUUUGGUGUGGGUACACCAGCAAUUAAACAUGAGUAUAAUCUAUCUGGAGGUGUGGCUAAUAAUGGUCUGCCUAUGGGUGGAGUCGCCGGUAUGCAAAUGCAAAUGGCGUCGAUGUUUGACCCCAUGCCCACGUCGCAUGCGCAACAACUGCCCAAACAACAACAACAUCAGCCGCAUCAGCAAUUGAUGAACAACGUGAAAAAGGAGCCGUCGUAUAUGUCACAAGAAGAACACUUACACGAAGCUAUGCUGAAUAGUAUAGAGAAGAAGGAACAUUUACAGCAUGUCGGUGGUGGAGAGAAACAUUAUCCGCCUACGACGACAUCCUCAGGGGGACCUCCGCCCGGUUACAAACCAAAACCGGAUGUUAAAAAUGCCUGGUCCAGUUUAGCACAGGCCAAUUCUCCACAGAAUAGCGUUUCAGGUGGUAGCAGUCGACAGCAGGCGUUGGACUCCUUCCGGCAGUUCCAGAAGCAGGCAAAGGAGAAGGCCGAUCGCGAAAAGGCCCGACUGGAGAGUCUGGAGAUGAAGCGCCUGCAAAAGGAACAAGCGGAGAAGGAACGAAUGCGUGCGGAGAGCGAACGUCGACGUGAGAAGGAGGAGGAGGAUGUGUUGGACAAAACCAGGAAACCUGUACCGGAAGCAUUGCCGCAGGCCCCAAUCACGACGCCUCGCGUUGAUGAACUUCGGACAUCACCAGGAGAAGGUAGUAUAUCCCCAGGUAGUCAGAGUUCCGGAUCGGAUCGAACAGAUCGGGAACGUCAAAGGAUGAAGGAGCAAGAACGGCGGCGGCGUGAAGCUAUGGCGAAUCAAAUCGAUAUGAACAUGCAGAGUGACCUUAUGGCUGCCUUCGAGGGCUCCUUUUAAUCAUGCAAAAAUAUGAAGAGGAGUGCUUUUCGAAUGUACAUAGUUCAAUUAAUUGUGUGGUAAUAAUUCCAUUGAAAACACUAAGUGCUGUGCGGAUGCAAAACAGACGAAAACUGACCAAAGUAAGAUUCACUAAGUUGUUUAUAAUGAUAUAGCGAUACCUAGCAAAUUACUACUUGAUUCGUUUGUUGUUGUGCGCUGCGCGAACGUCACGGCAAGAGUUGUAAGCGAAGACUAGUGUUUUCACAUUUUGUCCAUACUAGUUGUUAAUAUAUAUAAUUUAAAAUAUGUAAACAUUUAUGGGAAACGUGUCGUCAACAUGCAGCUGAUACGAGUUACGCUAGUGUAAUUAUUCUUGUGUUGUGUUAGAUUAUCACACACACACACUUACAUAUAUAUACAUAUAAAUAUAUACACAUAUACACACUGAGACGAUUAUUGUACAUAGUUAGCGAAGAUGGACGGAAAACAACUGUUUAUAUACAUACCUAAUGAUAGUACGUUGGAUAACUAUUACUUGAUAUCUAUUAUAAUUAUAUUAGUUAGUGUAAACGAACACACACACACACAUAAAAUACACACAGUUGCAUGCAAGUGUACACUACGAAGAUAGAUUAUAUUGUAAUUGUAAUUUUGUGCGACAAGACACGCAUCGGCUCUUAUGAUUACGAUGACUAAAUUAAUAAUUAAUUAUACCUAUGUAAUAUACUAUAUAUAUAUAUAUUAAUAUAUAUACGCAUAUAUAUAUUAUAUAUAUAUUGAUAAUUAUUUAAGACGCGAGGGUGGUGCGUGUGGAGUAAUAGUGUUAAGUUGUGAGUCAAACAAACACGAAACGAAUGUAUAGAAGUAACAAACCCACAAACAAUUCUAGAAACCAAGAUGAUGCGAUGCGAUGAUUAUAAACGGAAACAAAACGCAAUGUCCAUAUAUAUCUGUAUGUGUGUGAAAUGUUGGUUUUGUUUCGAUAUUUUUUUACAUUACGAUUGUUCUUACGAUGUAUUUUCUUGUUCUCUUCUUCUCUUUCAAUAUUUUUUUUAUCUCUUACAUUAUAAUGCGAUGACGAUUUUGUUUUAAUUUCUCUCUUUGAGUAGAUUGAUUGAUAGCUGUGUACAUAGUAAAACGAAUUUUUUAAAAGCGAUAACAAUGAUAAAAAUAAAUAAGCGUGAAUUAGCAAGGAUGUGUGGAAUGAUGGACGAGUUGAGAUUCAGGCGUGGCGACACGAUAAGAAUUUAUGAUGAUUUGUAAAACACUUUAAUUUAUGAUAACUGAUAAAUUGUUAAUUAAUGCUAAUUAUGUAAAAUUAAAAACUGUUUGAUUUCUUUGAUGAACAUACGGCGGGGAGCGAGAGUGGCGAGAUGAAAUGACGGAUUAUGACUAUGAUGGAAAUAGAAAUAGAAUGAAAAAUA